AUGGCAGGACAAUCGAAGUUGAGGUUUUUGCCUCCAGACCGGACCCUCAAGAGCAUCGUCUCCGAGCUCACGUCGCUCUAUCUCAAGCACCGAACCAAGAUUUCGCGAACCGUGUACCUGACCCUCUUCUUCGCCCUCCUCAAUCGCAUUCGCUCUGCAAUAUCCGAACAGAAAGCUGCUGCUGCACGUCAGGCAGCUGUACGGAAGCGUGGUGUUACUACAUUGGGCAAUGGGAAUGACGAGCCUGGCAAGAGGCAGAAGGUUGAGCUGAAUAGGGAAUUCUUCAAGAAUCUGUUCCGGCUGUUGAAAAUAUGUAUACCGGGAUGGCGGAGCAAAGAGUUUAGGCUUCUUGUCAGCCACACUAUCUUCUUAGUCGUCAGGACUCUCAUUAGCUUGAAAGUUGCUGCGAUGGAUGGUGCUUUGGUCUCCAGUCUUGUUAGAGGGAAAGGUAGAGAGUUCCUGGUCGGGAUUGUAUGGUGGAUGUUGAUUGCCAUACCGGCCACUUUUACCAAUUCCAUGCUCUCUUACCACCAGUGCAAACUGUCUCUGCAAUACCGAACACGGUUAACGAACUAUAUCCACGACAGAUACCUAUCGAAUAUGACGUUCUAUUCUCUUUCAGCCCUAGACGAUCGAAUAAAGAAUGCAGACCAGUUGAUUACUGUGGACGUCGCAAAAUUUGCAAAUAGCUUGGCCGAGUUAUAUGGAAAUUUAGCCAAGCCAACAUUAGACAUGUUAAUUUACAACUACUCUUUAUCGAAGAGCGUAGGUGGAGAAGGACUCUUCUUCAUGUCAUUAUUGGUGCAGCUUUCUGCAAGUCUUAUGAGGGCUUUAACGCCUCCCUUUGGAAAAUACGUGGCAGACGAGGCACGGCUGGAAGGCGAAUUUCGUUUCGAGCAUUCACGAUUAAUAGACUACAGCGAAGAGAUUGCUCUCUACAAUGGCCAUGAGGCAGAAAAGGACACGCUAGACAAGGGUUAUUUCACACUUAUCAAACAUGUUAAUUAUAUUUUGAGGCGCCGUUUUACGCAUGGUAUCAUGGAGGAUUUUGUGAUCAAAUAUGCCUGGGGCGCAUUAGGUCUCCUUCUUUGUAGUGUCCCAGUCUUUUUCAAGAUUCCAGGCACUACGGCCGCAACAAUGGGGGACCGGACUGAAAGCUUCGUCACCAAUCGACGAAUGUUGCUAUCUAGUUCCGACGCGUUUGGUCGGGUCAUGUUCUCCUACAAAGAAAUCACCGAGUUGGCAGGAUAUACAUCUCGGGCUGCAAGCCUGUUGGACGUAAUGGAUGAUAUCCAAUCUGGACGAUUUCAAAAGACUCUGAUUGCGGACGAGGAAUCCGGUCAGCAGUUAGAAUUGAUGAAGGGUCGAGGUACUAUCAUCGAGAGUGAAGAUAUCGAGUUUAUCGAUGUGCCUAUAAUUACCCCUGGCGGCAGCAUUCUUGUGAAAGCAUUGUCCUUUUCGAUGAAAUCUCAAGAUCACGUCUUAGUUGUAGGGCCGAACGGAUGCGGGAAAUCUUCGCUUUUCCGAAUUCUGGGCGGCCUCUGGCCAGUAUAUGGAGGGACGGUACGGAAGCCUUCUCUCGCGCAAGUAUUCUAUGUCCCUCAACGGCCCUAUCUCAGCGCUGGAUCUCUCCGACAACAGAUCAUCUACCCCGAUUCUUUACGCACCAUGCGCAGUAAGGGAAUCACCGACUCGGACCUCUUCGAUAUCCUUCGAAUCCUGGACCUCGACCAUCUGGUCAGUACAUUUCCUGAUGGCUGGGAUGCCGAAGCCGAAUGGCGAGAUGUCCUCUCAGGUGGCCUACAACAGAGAGUCGCAAUGGCACGACUGUUUUACAAUCGCCCCAAAUACGCAAUCCUUGAUGAAUGCACCUCCAGUGUAACUCUUGAAAUGGAGAAGAUCAUGUACGAUCAUGCCAAAGCACUGGGAAUUACUCUCAUGACAGUCAGUCACAGACGCAGUCUAUGGAAGUAUCAUAGUAAGAUCUUGCAAUUCGAUGGGCAAGGAAAAUAUAUUUUCACGGACCUUGACGCAGAUAAGCGGCUGAAGCUAGAGGAUGAGCGGGAAGAGUUAGAGCUACAACUGAGACAAGUUCCGGAGAUCGAACGGCGGAUCGCCGAAUUAACAGCGACAUGA
Molecule: messenger RNA, 2136 nt
Organism: Venustampulla echinocandica
Lineage: Eukaryota; Fungi; Ascomycota; Leotiomycetes; Helotiales; Pleuroascaceae
Product: p-loop containing nucleoside triphosphate hydrolase
Exons: 6
Coding region: 1-2136 (711 amino acids)
Biological process (GO): very long-chain fatty acid catabolic process; fatty acid beta-oxidation; peroxisome organization
Cellular component (GO): peroxisomal membrane
Molecular function (GO): ABC-type transporter activity; ATP binding; ATP hydrolysis activity
Source: RefSeq, a predicted model, not a curated record